UGGGCGUGCAAGGAAUCACAAGCCGCAUGACAUCACACAGAGGGCCGUGAAUUCGUAAGCACGAGUCCGAGGCCAUGGUGAAUGUUCUCUGGGGCGUGGCUGCCAUGAAACUGGACGGCGAAAAUACAGCGGCAGAGGUCCUGGCGAAGUUUCGGGAGGCCAUGCAGCUACAGGAUUGGAACGAGGCUGGCAAGGGCAUGAACUUGUACCGCUUGGUACCGGUGACUGACCAUGUCAUCCGACUUGCAGAGCAGGAGCAGCUGCUGGUGCACCUGCCAGGGUCGGCGAUGAGCUGUGCUGCCAUUGAGGAGGUCUACCAACAGCUGGAGGACGCGGAGCUGCGGUACGAGCGCAGCAAGGAGUCUGUGAUGGCGCUGGUUGACGCGUUGCGUUCCAGAGAGGCGCCCAGUGAGAAGACUGAGGUGAAAGAUGUGCAGCGCUUGCGGCAGGAGAACUCCACACUCAGGCGCCAGCUGGAGCUGAGCGAGUACUCGCGCAGGGUGUCGGAGCAACGCUCGCUGAGCACCGAGGAGUGUCAAGCCUCCCUCAUGCGCGAGCUCGUGCUGGCCCGCCAGGAGGUUGAGGCUUUGGUUACACCACGCCGGCCAAUACAACGCGUGCCAGCUGCCCCACUUUCCUUGAGUGCCUGGGAUGGUGCGCCGCCCUUUGUGCCUAUACCCAGCAUGCCGUGUCCUGGCACUGUGCCACCGGCACAUCAUCAACUUGCCGGUUGCCACCAUACCAACUCACAACCAGGAAGCAACCCAUGCACGCCGCGCGUGCCGCAGCUGAGGCUGCCUUUAAGGACGCAGACUGCUGGACCUCCAAUGACCUUCCAGACUCAGAGCUGUGUCGCCCGCCCUGGCAGCGUCUUCAAUGUCAACUCUGCGCUGGUUGAGAGGACGAUGCGGGACCCGAUGCGGGAGCCGAUGCUGGGGACUAUGGAGGCGCCUCAGCAGGCCUGCAUGUCUGUCGGAGUCACAGCUGCAGCGGCAGCAGCCGCAGCUGCUGGGCGCGGUACUCCAACCAGCAAGGUGAAAGCCAGCCCCUUGCGGAUGGCGCCGCCACGGUAGGUACGAAUGGUAAAUGCCUUUGCGAAUGCAAAUGAUGC
This is a messenger RNA of Effrenium voratum, 1111 nucleotides long. NCBI's taxonomy places the organism in Eukaryota, Dinophyceae, Suessiales, Symbiodiniaceae. The record is from the annotation of a GenBank genome assembly.